CGCCCGCCUGAUUCAUUCAAGAUGGCCGUCCAGCGCGAUGUGAGGUGGUCACGGCUCUUACUGUGGAGGUUGUGCCAGGCCCGGGGGGUUCCACAAAACUUGGGAUUGGGCCUGGUCCUAGAAGCGAGAACUUAUUCCCGGAGCGACGGCCCGUACUCGCGCACGGCGCUCUAUGAGCUGCUCGGCGUCCCCUCCACGGCCACGCAGGCGCAGAUCAAAGCGGCUUACUACCGGCAGAGCUUCCUCUACCACCCGGACCGCAACGCCGGGAGCGCCGAGGCUGCCGAGCGCUUCACGCGCAUCUCCCAGGCCUACGUGGUACUGGGCAGUACCACCCUGCGUCGCAAGUAUGACCGCGGCCUGCUUAGCGACGAGGACCUGCGCGGCCCCGGGGUCCGGCCCUCCAAGACGCCCGCCGCCGACCCCGACUCGCCCCGCACCCAGCCGCCCGCCUCUCGGACCCAGGGCCACGGUCGGGCCUCGUCGGGAGCCAACCGCACCAUGUUCGACUUUGACGCUUUCUACCAGGCGCACUACGGCGAGCAGCUGGAGCGCGAGCGGCGCCUGAGGGCCCGGCGGGAGGCCCUUCGCAAGCAGCAGGAGGACCGGGCCAAGAAGGGCUUACGCUGGGACGAGACCCGAGACACGGCUUUAUUCUUGCUUCUGCUCACAGUUUUCAUCGUCAUGGGCUUUCGUUUUUAAUCGGAGAGCGGAGGGAAGGGGAGCAGCCCCCCCGCCCCCAAGAAUUGGCCUUUCCUGUCUUCUUGAACCCGUUGCUUCCAUUGUUUGCUGUUGUCUACCUCUACUGGGGUCCGAAGGAACUGCUCUCCCCUUUCCCUUCCUCACCCGGCCAGCUUAGCCAUUGACCUGCAUAUCCCUACCCCUCUGGUCCAGAAAAGGAGGCUUUCUGAGGCCCAAGAAAAAGGCUCCCAAUGAGGAGUCCCGAAAGCCCGAGAGUGAGGGGUUUCCUGGAGGCCCUGGGGUGCCUGCUUCCAGAUGUUGUCAGUGUCUGGAACACUUGCUGUGGCUUUCCUGUAAAGCUCCGAGCAAGACUCGUCUGCUCCUGCCCCACGUGUGUAGCGUGGGGCUCCUCUGUAACCUUGAAACGUGCAAUGUGACCAAUUGUGACUGCCAAAAGAAAAAUUCUGGGGUUAUA
Physeter macrocephalus (sperm whale) is the source of this 1156-nucleotide messenger RNA. RefSeq names its product DnaJ heat shock protein family (Hsp40) member C30 (gene DNAJC30). The record is from RefSeq and is a predicted model, not a curated record. NCBI's taxonomy places the organism in Eukaryota, Metazoa, Chordata, Mammalia, Artiodactyla, Physeteridae. The coding region runs from base 22 to 702 and encodes 226 amino acids. The transcript has a single exon.